This is a messenger RNA of Bactrocera neohumeralis, 706 nucleotides long. RefSeq lists its product as uncharacterized. The coding region runs from base 15 to 635 and encodes 206 amino acids. The record is from RefSeq and is a predicted model, not a curated record. The transcript has 3 exons. NCBI's taxonomy places the organism in Eukaryota, Metazoa, Arthropoda, Insecta, Diptera, Tephritidae.
UUAGGUGCAACAAAAUGUUUUCUUUGCGCAAAAAAGUCUUCUUACUCAUAUGUUUCCUGCAAAUUUUGGUAAUACGCCCGUCAUAUACAAUGGAGAAUUCGCCUGAUAGUCUAGAAAAAGAGAUGUUGACUGACUGUCUUAUGCAACUGAACAUAUCAGAAUUGUUGCGACUUCAGCGUUCAUUGGAAAGACUACCUGAACUUCAUGAGAAGGAAGAUUUUGAAUCAAACUUAAAUAAUGAAUUUAACAAAACUAAGAACGAUUCGGGUGUUUGUGAUUCGCCUAAAGAAAAUUAUAAAAAUAGUUCUUGUGUGAGUCCACAAGCCUUACCGUUAACCGCCGAGAAACGUGGCUACGAGCAUCAUCCUUGGCAACCAGAGGAAAAGCCUUCUAAAUUGCAAACUUUAUUCCAUAUCACCAUAACGGCGUUGGCUUUUCUCUCCUUCGGCGGAUAUCUGCUUUGCCUUAUUGUGCAAGCUAUAAGGAGCAAAGGCACAACCUACUUUCACCCUGCUGCAACCACUGCGGUGACUAACACAAAUGGUGGAGUUAAAAGAAUAAAAAUUUAUCGGCGUAGUCGCAGAAGAAUACGCGCUACGCCGAAUGAAGUGCAUGCAUACAUGGCUUAUUAUUAGCCGCACAAAUUAUAUUUCUAUUGCAUUUUCAUAGGUAUUAACCGUUUGAUAUAUCAGCUAAUAGCAUCAAA